Molecule: messenger RNA, 774 nt
Organism: Durusdinium trenchii
Lineage: Eukaryota; Dinophyceae; Suessiales; Symbiodiniaceae
Source: the annotation of a GenBank genome assembly
AUGUUCCCAGAAGAACCCAAGGCCGUGGAGGAAGCCUUGCUACGCUUCGCAGGGAGUUCCCAUCAGGCCUCGCGCGCACUGGAGGCGCUGCUUGCGCGACCGGACAGCAAAACGGCGGAAGACGAAGAUGACCUGGACUACGACUGUGCGGAUGCUGGGGUUGCCGAGGUGGACGAAGAUGAAUGGGAGGAGGACUGGGAGGACGAGGAGUACGGCGAGUACUGGGAGGACGAGGACGACGACGCGCCGGGGGCGUGCUCCUUUUGUGGCGCCGCCGGCGACGCGGAGUUGGCCGAGGACGGGGAGUUCUACUGCUCCCGCUGUUGGGAAGAGUGGGCCGAGGGCACAGCAGCAGAGGAACCGCCGCCGUCUGCGUCCGCGCCGGCACCGGCACGUCGCUGGGGCGCGCGACGCGAAGAGCACAAGGCCAUGCCGGCCACGCCAGCGGAGCGCGAGCCGGCUGCCGUGCCCAGCGGCCUUGGCAAGGCCUUCUUCCAAAGCUUGGAUGGCGCUCCGCAGUGGGCGGACGCGCCCACGCGGCCCGAAGCAGGUGGGAAAGAGCUGGUGGCCCUCCGUCCCAAAGAGGAGAGGGGCACCGAGGAGAUGGCUUCAAAGAAAGGUCCCAAGGCUCAGUUGCUCACUCCUGGAGCCGCCACAGCUCCCACAGCUCCCUCGCCGACCGCGACGUCCUCGAGCGCACGGUCGGAGCCGAGGUUCGAGGAGCUCCUGCGUUCUUUGCAGCCUCGCUUAGGGGCGCUGAUUGUGCGAGAUUGA